UUAGCAACGCCUCAAACAACGUGUGUUCAAGGAGGCUAAAAAGCUAAUUUAAUUUCUUAACUGUUAGGGAACACAUGCUCAUUUAAGAAUAAUGGACCGAGAACUGAACGAUGAGGAGCUGCAGGAUUUGUUCGCGUGGAUAGACAAAAUACCGCUGUCCAGGCCCAAAAGAAACAUUACAAGAGAUUUCAGCGAUGGAGUGAUGGCUGCUGAGGUUGUCAAACGUUUUAUCCCAAAGCUCGUUGACCUGCACAACUAUAUAUCUGCAAACUCCACGCAACAGAAGCUCAGUAAUUGGAAUCUCCUCAACAGGCAAGACUGUCAAAAACUGCCUUUUAUAAGGAAGGUGUUUUCCAAGCUGGACUUUCACGUGCCUGAGGAGACAGUGAGGAGGAUUGCAUGCAGCUCUGCUGGAGCAAUAGAGCCUGUACUGAGCACGCUCCGGGAGAAGAUAGACAAGAAACUGCAACACACCCCCAACAACAUACUAAAUAUGGACUACUAUGACACAAGGAACCAGGAGAAACAUCAUACGGAAGUUCACCAGACUGAAGCAAAACUUGUGGCUCAGCUAGCAGAGAUGAAACAUGAAGAAAAGAAAGUGCAGAAAAACAUGAAACUACAGCAUGCCGUGAAGCUUUACCCAGAAAUGGACCCCACUUUUCGGCUGAUCCUGCAGGAAAAAGAGCAUGCAGUCAUGGCUUUGCAGGAGACUGUGGAGAUCCUGCAGAUGAAAGUGAACAAGCUGGAGCAUCUGGUGCACUUAAAAGACAUGCGUAUUGAAGAUCUGACACAGCACCUGGAAAUGUACAAAUCAAAAGGCAAAACACACUGAAACAAAAAUGUACACCAACAGGAUGUAACUCACAUUCAUUCAUAGACUUAGACUAUAUUGUUUUCUAAACUUAGUUUAGAAAUGUCUGCCUUGGUUUUUCCCACCGAAGGUACCGGUAUGUAAUUAAAUGAAAGAUGCUAUUUAUCCUUGAGGAAAACUACAGUAUUGUAAAUGAUUUAGUGUGUUUGUUUCAGAGAUAAUUGGUUUGUCUUAUUUGAUACCAUAAUAUUUGCACUGUAAUUAUUUAAGAAGGACAAUGCAGCUAUAUCAGUAUCCACAUUAUGUAUUUGCGUUUAUCUGAUUUAUGUAAGAAAAUUUCAUCUGUUGAAUACAAAUUACCAACUAGCUAAGAUGAGUUUAGCUAUGUUCUCAUUUGGCUUGUUUUGUUUUACACAUGAGAGUAGAAGUCUGAAGUUUUACAGAUGAAUGCAUUAAGUAAAUUAAGUCAAUAAUUUCAGUUCAUGUCACUUCUUCCUUCUAAAUAUGACAUCACUCUGUUUCAAGGAAAUCGUGGAAAUUCUCACAUGUAAAACAUGUCUUAAGAUAAAACCAACUUAAUAAUUUCGUCAUUUCCACUUUUUAACGCCUUGACCAAAUAUAGUGUAAUAUUCUUAAGACAGCAGCAUAGAUCUGCCAGCAAACCCACGCACAGCCAGCAAGGCAGAGCACAACAUCUUCCAGUCUCUUCAUUUGGAUGUAAAAUAUUAUUCAGCCACAAAUGAAAAAUUAAAAAUAUUAAUCUGUUUCCUUGUUUCUUUGACAUGAACAAAGCCAAAACGUUAAAGCACUGUGUGGG
Molecule: messenger RNA, 1631 nt
Organism: Menidia menidia (Atlantic silverside)
Lineage: Eukaryota; Metazoa; Chordata; Actinopteri; Atheriniformes; Atherinopsidae
Source: the annotation of a GenBank genome assembly